CCCCGAUGUCGGGUUCCUCAUCCGCACCUCCCCCUACGCUGGAAAAGUCGUCGAACUCGAUGUCGGGCUCUUCCAGCGUACCAGCAGAUUCCCAACGGCACAAAACCCCUUCCCGUAGGGCUUUUGCACAUCGGCGCGCCGCCGAGCGCAUUGUUGAGCGACAUGGCGCCAAGCCCAACAAUGUAUUGUCCAAGGACGAGAAAUCGUCUCUUGAAUGGGCCAAAAGUAUCCUGGCUAGACAACAGGACUCAAAUCCUCCAGCCAAAGCAGAAGUGACGAAGUCUGCUGCUGAGGCGCCUAAACGGCAAAGAUCAGAGGAAGAGUCCCCUUCGUUGUCAACCAUCCAGCCGACGACUAAACGUCCAAAGAAGGCGCAAACUGUCGUCGUUAAUAGGCCUUUCAGUGAGGUUGCCAAAAAUCCACUGGUAAGGGCUAUUAUCGACAGGAGCAAUAGUGACGGGGCCAUCUCUCAAGAUAAAUGGGGGAUCAUCCGUCAACGAAUGCUAGGGGUGUACUGGAAAAUCCUUAAGGAAAAUCCAGGACCCGCCCCCCAAAAUGAUGACGCUGGCUGGUUCCAGGGUCAUAUAAAACUGCUGGCUUGUUCGAAUGAGCGCUCUGCGUUACUUCUCAAGCUAGCGAUUGAGUCCCUUGGGGAAGUGUGGCCAGGUGCUAUGUUGGACGUGGUCCCGGUAUGUGAAAUUCCUCGCAGACCGAGAUCCAUUGCCACCAUCCCAACUGAGCCUCAUGACCCGGCGGAGAUUCUGGCGCUCCUUCAGAGCGGAAACCCUCAUCUACCUACCCAUGAUUGGAAGGUGGUGAAGGUCUCCGAACCGAUAGGAACGAUCAGAAAGGCGAUUGUGGUCCUUAAUAAGGAGUCCGUGUCGCCACUGCGAGAGUGCGGAAGCAAAGUAUACUAUGGCUUUGAUAGUAUUACUCUCCGUACCUACCGCAGUGACGACAAACGCAACGCCGCUGCCUCGAAGGUUAAGCUAGAGGUUCCGCCCAAGAAGGACGAUGAUAACAUCGACGAUCCCGCUGUUUCAGAAGGCGGGGAGAACUCUCAAUCGACCACAGGUCAAUUGGGAGAACUCCUCGGCGAUCUGAAAGUGGCGGAGGACGACGACACCCUUUCGGAUACUGAUCCGGAAGAUGUCGACGUAACCGUCGUCUACGAUCCUGACUUAGGAGAUGGUGAAGGUAUUGCAGAUUAACCUUCACCACUCCAAAGCAGCAUCUGCUGCCCUCCUCCUCCGUUUAGCUGAAAGAGGGGAGGAGCUAAUCCUGGUCCAGGAACCGUGGACCCACCAUGGUAAAGUUCGUGGACUCUCGCUUAGAGGCUAUAAGCUUCUUCAUGCUAACUGUUCAGCGACGAAGAUACUGUUGCGGCUGCUUGGGAGUCUGGUAACUCAAACAUCUGGCUUCUAAGUAGCUAUAUGGCACACGACCAUGGCGACCAGCCACCAAAUCGCCUGGUGAGGGAAAUUGUGUGUGAGGCAGAUAGGCGACACAUUCCGCUUCUCAUGGGUGCAGAUGCAAAUGCGCACCACACGGUCUGGGGAAGCUCAGACAUUAACUCAAGAGGUGAGUCUCUUUUAGAUUUUCUAUUAGAUAAUAACCUAGUAGUAGUAAAUAGAGGUUCAGAACCCACUUUCAUAGUUGCAAAUAGAAAGG
This is a messenger RNA of Lucilia sericata (common green bottle fly), 1671 nucleotides long. RefSeq lists its product as uncharacterized. The transcript is spliced from 2 exons. The record is from RefSeq and is a predicted model, not a curated record. NCBI's taxonomy places the organism in Eukaryota, Metazoa, Arthropoda, Insecta, Diptera, Calliphoridae. The coding region runs from base 6 to 1211 and encodes 401 amino acids.